AUGGCGGAAACGGGUCUUUUCUCCGACAACCUCAUCUCUCCCGCUGUCGCCUCCUCACUCCCCGAAGGCUACGUAGUUCGUGCUCUUCGGCUGUCUGACUACAAGGCUGGCUUCCUCGACUGCCUACGUGUCCUUACUACCGUCGGCGAGAUCAGCGAACCGCAAUUUGCCGAGCGCUAUAAUUGGCUGUCUAACAAUGAUGGAUACUACAUCCUUGUCAUUGAGGAUACGAGCAGGAAAACCGUCGUCGGAACCGGUGCCUUGAUUGUUGAGCGCAAAUUUAUCCACAGCCUUGGUCUGGUCGGUCACAUUGAGGACAUUGCUGUUGCGAAGGACCAACAGGGUAAGAAGCUGGGUCUGCGAAUCAUCCAGGCUCUCGACUUUAUUGCCGAGAAGGUGGGAUGUUAUAAGAGCAUCCUUGACUGUAGCGAGGCCAAUGAGGGCUUCUAUGUCAAGUGCGGCUUCAGGAGAGCCGGCCUGGAGAUGGCGCACUACUAUGAGGGAGAUAAGAGUAAGACCCAGUAG
Molecule: messenger RNA, 525 nt
Organism: Colletotrichum truncatum
Lineage: Eukaryota; Fungi; Ascomycota; Sordariomycetes; Glomerellales; Glomerellaceae
Product: glucosamine 6-phosphate n-acetyltransferase
Biological process (GO): UDP-N-acetylglucosamine biosynthetic process
Cellular component (GO): endoplasmic reticulum; Golgi apparatus; endoplasmic reticulum-Golgi intermediate compartment
Molecular function (GO): monosaccharide binding; glucosamine 6-phosphate N-acetyltransferase activity
Source: RefSeq, a predicted model, not a curated record